Messenger RNA from Cladocopium goreaui, 2637 nucleotides. Lineage: Eukaryota; Dinophyceae; Suessiales; Symbiodiniaceae. The record is from the annotation of a GenBank genome assembly.
AUGGAGUUUGGAAUGGAUGCCACAUCUCGUUCAUUCAGAAAUUUGGUGGUCUCCUACAGGGGUGCAGAAAGGCAACCGCCAAAUUGCCUUCAGUUGGCCCUCAGAUUCUCCCGCCUGAUGGAGCUCGCUGAAUCCGAAGGCCGCCACGCUGCCAGCAUGAGCACAGAGGACCGCCUCCGGGCGAUCAUCAGCGACUUCCAUGAGUUUCCAGGGUUGGCCACCAAAAACAUGAUGGAUGAGGAUAAGGUGAAAUCCAUCCUCAACCUUAUCGGUGGGUCAUCCAAGGAAGCACGCGAAGUGUUGAGAGCGCAUCUCGACCGGCACAAAUGGAAGGAAGCUGCCAUCAAUACGGAACAACUUAGAUCAUCACGAUGGAUGGUGGGAUCUCAGCCAAAGGCCAAUCAGUGCCCUUCGGAGUUGCGGAAAGUUCUUUGUGUGACACCGCAGAGCCAGGUGAUGCACUUGAAGUGGGUUGUAAACCAGUUCAUCGAAGAUGGUCGGCGGUUGCGGCCUUCGGCCAGAUCUCGUGUUCGGCUGUCCUGUGAUGGGUUUGAGGCUGCCGCUGACUACGCGUGCUUUUACUCAGCUGUGCUCACAGAGGCGCGCCAGUUGUCAACAUGGACAUCGGACAAGGAAGAAGCUGUGAUGAAAUCGUUCUACCAGAAGGACUACAAGAGUGAUGUUGAAGCCAUCAUUGCCAGCAAGUUGCCAACUUGGAAGCUCUCCCACUUUGGACUGUGGACAGAUCUGUGUGAUCCCCCCGCUGCCCCUGUUGCAGCUCCAUCAUCUGCAGCAGAACUGAUGGAGCUGGAGGAUCAAGCGCACCAGGCGAAGUACAGGGAAUUGCGUGCAAAGAUUGCGCAAGACAUGUCUAGCAUGACCUCGUACCACGCGAAGAAUGAUGAGAACAAGCGCCGUGGGCAUGUUGUCACGGUGAUGCAUGAGCGUGCACAAACCCAAAUUGGGAGGCAGCUUUGCGAAGACUUCAUGGAGAAGACCUGUCGGGUGCUUCUCGCGGCUGACAAGAGCCCAGUGGAGGGCCCGGCUUUGACCAUGGCCAAGAAUUUGGCACUUUCCAAGAAGGUGGCAGUUGGAGAUUUGCUUGUGGUCCUCUACAUCGACUGCACCAAACUCGGAGUGUUGAACCAAAUGGAUAUCAACAUGGUGGGAAACAUCACUGAACGAAUUCUCAGUGGAAACCCAACCCGUUCGGUUCUGGUGCUGAUCCCACCGCUUUUGGUGGGAAGCGACUCUGGCGGUUGCCUUCGAAAAGAUCUGAGGUUCUGUGGAAGUUCACUGUGGCUUCGUCAAUCCCUCCAGCCAUCGCAGUUCCCUUCAGCGCUCAAUGAGCGUGACUUUGUGGUGCCCGGGACAGGUGCUGAGAGCCUACUUUCAAAUGACCAGAGGCGAAACCUGACUGACCAUCAAGAAACCGCUCAAUGGUGUGGAGGGGUCAUGGUACCAAAGAACCUGCUCACUGCGUUGUUCAGUGGUGUCAAGUCUGCGCAUGGUGCUAUCGUGGUGCACCCGACCAGCUACGAUGGGUGUGUUGAGCUUGGGGCUUUGCAGCUUGGACAUUGGGUGGUCGGUUCCAGCUUUGUUGACAGCCACCACAAGAGCUCCAAAGAGAUUGUCAAGUCUUACUUGCUUCAGGCCUGGAAGUCUGGACGUUGCCCCAUGGACAAACACACCCCGAGAUACAAAGCCCAACCAGCUGAACAAGACCUUCCCAAACAAGAGGGCCCACCGCAGCUCAAGGUGUGCAAGAUUGAGAGCGACAAGUUGGUCAUCCCCCCGGACGUUAGGUCUCUUUUCCUGAGCUGUCCAGUUUUUGGACCUGAAUGGAGGGAGCUCCUGGCAUCUUUUGACAAGCAAUGGUCUGCUGCAUUGCAAGAACCUCGCCCCAGCCCUGUGAAGAGAGAUCCUACCAGCUCCGAGAACCCCAAUGGAGUCAAGGUUGAGACCAAGGAGGAAGAUGAAACCUUUGAUUGGUCGAAGGUUUUCUGUGAUGAACCUUCCACCUAUGAGGAUGUGAAGAAGAAGCAUGGGGCUGACCAACUUACUGAACUUCCUGGACAUGUUGGAGGCUUACUUUUGGUUGUGGCGCCGGGACCUGCUUUGUACGUGGUUGGAAAGGAUGCUGUGAAUCUGGAAAUUUCUCAGCCCUUGAUUUCUCAUGGACCUGGCACAUGGCUCUUGGGGGACAAGGCGACCAAGUUUUUGACGAACAGCCCAGGAAAAGGUUUCCUAUGCCAAUGGCAGUCUGAUGAAGUCUUGGUUUGCAUUGAGGCUUUGCAGAAGAUCGAAAAGGGUGGAUUCAUUGACUACUCCUUGGGUGGCCACGCUUGCUCAAGACCCCCAUCGGUGACCCAGGGGAAAGCAGAUGACAUGUUUGAGAUUAUUCCUGAGAAUGGCAACCCUCUUGUUUGGCGUGCCACAGCGAUUUCCCACAAACAGCUGAAAGGAGUGAAUUGUGCAUCCCACUUUUCAGCUGAUGCCUUGGAGAAAAGCCCCCUCGAAUGUGUUUGGAGGCUGAGGAAGUAUCCGACCGAGAAGGUCAUUGCUGCUGCCAAGCCUUUGUGGUACUUGCCGGGGGAGCUCAAGUUGGCGAAAGGAGCUGCCAAAAGGGUUGUGUAG